This is a messenger RNA of Penicillium manginii, 1737 nucleotides long. RefSeq names its product inorganic phosphate transporter. Gene Ontology annotation, biological process: phosphate ion transmembrane transport. Gene Ontology annotation, cellular component: membrane. The coding region runs from base 1 to 1737 and encodes 578 amino acids. The transcript has a single exon. NCBI's taxonomy places the organism in Eukaryota, Fungi, Ascomycota, Eurotiomycetes, Eurotiales, Aspergillaceae. The record is from RefSeq and is a predicted model, not a curated record.
AUGGUGCCGGCAGCUACCGCCAAGUACGAUUGGAUUCUUGCCCUUACCACAAUCGCCUUUGUGUUCAGUGCCUUCGGAAAUGGAGCAAAUGAUGUCGCCAACGCUUACGCCACUUCGAUCGCAGCUCGGACCCUACACAUGGCCACAGCAGGUGUCCUGGCCAUCAUCACGGAAUUCAUUGGUGCCGUGGCAAUGGGUGCCAGAGUCACAGAUACAAUUAAAAAUGGAAUCAUCGACGUUAAUAGAUUCGAGGGCAAACCAGGUGGUCUCAUGCUGGCCAUGGGCUGCGCCGAGAUUGGCAGUGCCUCAUGGUUGAUGUUUUCCACAAUUGUUGGCUUCCCCGUGUCAACGACCCAGACCAUCGUCGGUGCCCUCAUCGGUGUCGGUUUCGCAUCUCAGGCUUCAAUCAGCUGGGCUUGGGAAAAAGGAAGUGUAUCUCAAGUGGCUGCAUCAUGGGGCAUUGCUCCACUUAUCGCUGCUGCAUUCUCCGCGCUUAUUUUUGGAACCCUCAAGUAUGCGGUACUUGAGCGACACGAUUCGUUCAAAUGGGCCAUGCGUCUCAUACCAUUCUACCUGGCUAUGACUGGUGCCAUCUUGGCUCUUUUCAUUGUCGUCGAGGCCCCAACUGCACCUUCUCUGGAAGAAUUCGGAGCCGGCAAGGCGGCUGGAAUCAUCCUCGGCGUCUUCUUUGGCUGUCUUCUCGUCGCUUAUGUCUUCUUCGUCCCAUAUUUCCAUCGCCGGAUCGUUAAAAAUGAUCCCCAAAUCAGAUUCUACCAUGUUCCUCUCGGACCCCUGCUUUUGAGAGAAGAUCCGCCUCUCUAUUUCCCCAGUACUAGGGAAUCAGCAGUUACCAGCUAUUACGAAGACGCUUAUGGCGAGGUGCGAGCAGGACAGAAAGACAUGGCAAAGAACCAAACUACUACAAAUGCGGAUUCUGUGCUUCCUUCGCCUGAAAUUGCACCAAAACAACAAACCGAGCGGCCCGAUGACGACGAAGAGAAGAAGUUGGAUUCCACACCUACUCCAGCAAAGAAGCCGCGCAAGAAACACCUUGAGCCGAAAGAAAGGUAUCUUGACCCGAUUGAGAACCUCUCUUGGACCGAUCCCAAAAGGUACUGGGGUUAUACCAAGUGGCUGCUUCUGCAGGGAGUGACAAGGGACGUUGUCACUCACGACUCUCCUGAACUACGCGCCAUCCACGCCCGGGCGCAUCGAUACGACGAUCGGGUAGAGCAUCUAUGGACAUAUUGCCAAGUCGUGUCAGCCAUGAUGAUGUCAAUUGCACACGGUUCGAAUGAUGUCGCUAACGCUGUUGGACCCUGGGCUGCCGUAUACAGCACCUACCACGCAGGUGUUGUGGAAACCGAAGCCCCGACACCAGUCUGGUUUCUCGUCGUAGCUGGAUUACUUCUGGGUCUCGGGUUCUGGUUCUAUGGGUACAACAUUGUCCGCGCGCUUGGUAACAAAAUCACCCAGAUGUCCCCGACUCGUGGUUUCAGUGUUGAACUCGGUGCGGCUAUCACUGUACUACUGGCUUCAAGACUCGGUCUCCCUGUUUCAACUACCCAAUGCCUCACUGGUGCCGCGAUGGGUGUGGCUUUAAUGAAUUAUGAUCUUGGAGCUGUCAAUUGGAGACAGCUAGCUUUCAUUUUCGGUGGCUGGGUUCUGACCCUUCCUUGCGCAGGUCUCAUUUCUGGAUCGAUCUGCUUGAUGGCAUUGAACACACCCCAUUUAUAG